This is a messenger RNA of Spodoptera exigua (beet armyworm), 3950 nucleotides long. The record is from the annotation of a GenBank genome assembly. Lineage: Eukaryota; Metazoa; Arthropoda; Insecta; Lepidoptera; Noctuidae.
AACGAAUGUCAACAUUCAACAAACUUGUAAUUUUCAACGGUUACCGAUUGACCGUUCCCGGUUUAUGGAAUUGUAUUUUAUUGUGUUGAUUGAUCAUAAAGUGCGAUAUAGCCAAUAAUCCGUUGUCACAUGCAAAUUGAUAUACAUCAAAAUGCAUAUCAAGUCAAUAGUGUUAGAUGGUUUUAAGUCAUAUGGAAAUCGUGUAGAAAUAAAUGGUUUUGAUCCCGAGUUCAACGCUAUUACUGGUCUGAACGGCACAGGAAAGUCAAAUAUACUGGAUGCGAUAUGUUUUGUCCUAGGAAUCUCAAAUUUGACGAACGUGCGAGCAGGCAGUUUGCAAGAUUUGAUAUACAAACAUGGCCAGGCCGGUAUUACCAAGGCUACUGUGAGCAUCACAUUUGACAACAGGAACAAGGACCAGUGUCCCAUCGGCUUGGAAAAUAAUGAUGAGUUCACUGUUACUAGACAGAUUGUAAUGGGAGGCAAGAACAAAUAUUUAGUGAAUGGUCUCAAUGUUCAGAACAAGCGAGUGACUGAUAUGUUCUGCUCAGUGCAGCUCAAUGUAAACAACCCUCACUUCCUCAUCAUGCAGGGCAGGAUCACUAAAGUUUUGAACAUGAAACCUCCUGAGAUUCUGUCAAUGGUUGAGGAGGCAGCUGGUACAAGAAUGUAUGAGACCAAGAAGCAAGCUGCAGAGAAGACCAUUGAGAGGAAGGAUGCUAAACUCAGAGAACUUAAUGAAAUUAUAAGAGAGUCUAUAGCUCCAAAACUACAGAAGUUACAAGACGAAAGAGCACAAUUUCAGGAAUAUCAAAAAGUUGUAAGGGAGCUCGAAAAUCUCACUCGGUUGCACAUAGCUUACAAUUAUGUAACGGCAGAAGAACAAACUAAGGAGGCUGAAAGUAAACUGGCUCAAGUGAAAGAUGAAAUAAAAAGUAAACAAGAGCAAAUAAAACAGAAUGAGGCAGAUGUGACGGAUUUUGAAAAACAGAUAUCUGAACUCAGUAAGAAGGUGGAUGAGGAGAGCGGCGCGGCGCUGCGUGCGCUGGAGGCGGAGCUGAGCGAGCUGGGCGCGGCCGACGCGGGCGCCGCGGCCGACGAGCGCGCCGCGCGGGACGCGCUGCACUCGCACUCUGCGCGCGGCCGCCUGCUGGCGCGCGCGCUGGCCGACGACGAGGCCGCCGCCGCCGCCAAGCGCCGCGCGCUCGACCAGGUAGAGAGCACGUUCGAGAGUCUGCGGGAAAAACAUCAGAAUAGUACUGCCGUUCUCGCCGAAGCCCAGCAGAAAUUUUUAGAAGUCAGUAGUGGGCUCGAAGGGGCCUCGGAAUCUCUGCAAGAUCAAUUGAUGGCUGCUAAACAAGAAGCAUCCGAAGCGGCGACACGCAUCUCGCAGAGUGAAAUGGAGAAAAAACAUGCAGAGAAUCGGCUGAGGGCAUUAGAGAGAGAGUUCGACAGUAGCAGCGCGCAGUUCCAACGCGACCAGGAGAACAUCGGCCGCCACGAGGCGCAGCUCGCCGAGUUACAGGCGGAGCUGGCGCGGCUGGGCGGCGCGGCGCGGCGCGAGGCGGACCUGGCGGAGGCGGCGCGCGGCCUGGCGCGGCGCGAGCGUGCGGCGCGGGACGCAGUGGACGCGCGCGCGCCGCGCCUGGCGCGCUGCAGGCUGCGCUACAAGAAGCCCGAGCCGGGGUUCGACGACAAGAGGGUCUACGGUACGAUUUGUAGAUUGAUAGACGUUGUCGACCCGAUAUAUUGUACUGCCCUGGAAACUGCUGCCGGAGGACGGCUGUUCAACGUGGUGGUGGACACGGAGGUGACCAGCAAGCUGCUCCUGCAGCGCGGGGAGCUGGAGCACAGGACCACCAUCAUCCCGCUCAACAAGAUCAGCGGACACGUCAUCGACCGCGCCACCGUGCAGCUGGCGCAGCAGAUCGGAGGCGGGCCGGACAACGUGCAGCUGGCGCUGGACCUGGUGCAGUACCCGGCCGAGCUGCGCCCCGCCAUGGCCUGGGUGUGGGGGGGCACGCUGGUGUGCCGGGACCUCGACACCGCCAAGCGCGUCACCUUCCACCCCUCCGUGCGGCGCCGGACCGUCACGCUGGACGGCGACGUCUUCGACCCCUCCGGCACGCUCUCCGGCGGUGCCCGCGUAAAGGGUGGCUCGGUCCUAAUGCAGCUCCAAGAACUGAAGCAGUUGGAAGAAGAACACAAGGCGAUCAAGGAGCAGUUGUCGCAGUGCAACGAAGAACUGAAGUCAUUACAGCAAGCUGGCGAAAAGCAUACUAGUGCCCAGCAAAAGUUCGACGUGAUGUCCCACGAGCUGGACGUGAUCAAGGCCCGGCUGGCCACCACGUCGCACGCGCAGACGCACGAGGAGAUCCAGAGCCUGCGCGCGCGCGUGCAGGAGCUGGGCGCGGCGGUGGCGCGCGACGCGGCGGCGCGCGACCUGGCCGACGCGCGCGCCCGCGACCUCUCCCUCAAGCUGCGCGACCUCAAGGGCCACCGCGACAGGGAGUUCAAAAAAGCUGAAGAGGCCCUGAAGAAGGCUAAAAAGGAAGCAGAACUCCACAGCAACUCUUGGAAACAGCACGAGCAGGAGCUGGAGACGUUGAAGCUGGAAGUGUCGGAGCUGGAGAAGGCCGUGGCCGCCAGCAAGCUGCAGCUGGCCGACAACGGCGCGGCCGCCGACCUGCUGCAGCGCAACCUGGCCGCCGCCGCCCAGCUCCACGCCGCCGCCUCCAGUGCAGUAAAAGACAUGCAGUCGCGGAUAAAAAGUCAAAAGGCGGAAAUAGCGAGCCGCAACACGGAGAUUUCACGAUUAUUGCAGAAGAAAGAAAAAUUGCGCAAAAACAACGGCGAACUCGAGCUCAAGAUACAAGAGUUGGAAUACAAACUGAACGAACUACAGACCGAGGCCGCCGAACUGCGCGCUAAGAUUACCAACUUGGAAAAAGCGAACCCAUGGAUCAGCUCGGAACGGUCGUACUUCGGCGCGCCGGGCGGCAUCUUCGACUUCCAGGCGCGGCAGGCCGGCGCCGCCGCGUCCCGCCUGGCGCAGCUGCAGGCGCGCCGCGACGGCCUGGCGCGGGGACUCAACGCGCGCGCCCAUACCUUGCUCGGCAAGGAGGAGGAACAGUACCAAGAAUUGCUGCACAAGAAGCAGAUAGUGGAGGCAGACCGGGCCAAGUUAGUGGCCGUGAUGGCGGAGCUGGACGAGAAGAAGAGGAAGACGCUGGUAGCAGCGUGCGAGCAGGUCAACAAGGACUUCGGCUCCAUCUUCUCCACUCUGCUGCCCGGAGCUGAAGCCAAGCUCACGCCGCCCGAGGGCCAGACCGUGCUCGACGGACUAGAGGUGAAGGUGGGCUUCAACGGCACGUGGAAGGAGUCGCUGGGCGAGCUGUCGGGCGGGCAGCGCUCGCUGGUGGCGCUGUCGCUGGUGCUGGGCAUGCUGCGCUGGCAGCCCGCGCCGCUCUACGUGCUCGACGAGGUCGACGCCGCGCUCGACCUCUCGCACACACAGAACAUCGGCCUCAUGCUGCGCACGCACUUCCGCCACUCGCAGUUCAUCAUCGUGUCGCUGAAGGACGGAAUGUUCAACAACGCCAACGUGUUGUUCCGCACUCGCUUCGUGGACGGCAUGUCCUCCGUGCAGCGCACCACCAACGUGCCGCGCUAGUGGGGGGCCUCGACGCGACACCGACCCCUGGCCCACUGUCUACGGUCAAAUUGUGAAGAGCCCAACAAGGUAGUAUACGUAUUGGGAGCGUUUGAGCGGUUCACUAGUUUUCAUAUACACUAUAAAGUCACGGGUAUAAUAUCGAAUUCAUGAAAUGAAAAUGUUUUUAGACCUUGUUGUUUGUGUUGUAUAUGAACACAAAGUUUUAAUAAAAUCGAUUCAGUAGUUCAUACUUCAUAAUAUCAAACUUCAAAGUUUUUAUGGAAUCCGUAACCGC